Messenger RNA from Lineus longissimus, 5571 nucleotides. RefSeq names its product E3 ubiquitin-protein ligase AMFR-like. The record is from RefSeq and is a predicted model, not a curated record. The transcript has 13 exons. Gene Ontology annotation, cellular component: cytosol; endoplasmic reticulum; ubiquitin ligase complex. Bases 165 to 2195 code for a protein of 676 amino acids. Lineage: Eukaryota; Metazoa; Nemertea; Pilidiophora; Heteronemertea; Lineidae. Gene Ontology annotation, biological process: endoplasmic reticulum unfolded protein response; ubiquitin-dependent protein catabolic process; protein K48-linked ubiquitination. Gene Ontology annotation, molecular function: ubiquitin binding; ubiquitin protein ligase activity.
CACGCCAUGUUUACAAAUGAUGAAACCAGUUCAGAAAAUCUAGUGAAAAUAAACAGUGUUUUCCUCGAUCGUAGUGGAUAAUAUUGGCAAUCAACACGGAAUUGUCUUUGUCUAUAUCACAGGGAUUAUAUUCAAUUAAUCUGGAUUUCGCACCGAUCGUCAUCAUGCCAGUAGUUCUGCUGGAAAGACUGCCCCUUCCAAGUUUGCAAACAUACACAACUUUCAGUGUUGGCCUCCUGAUUUGUGCUGUCUUCUUUGCACAUCAAGCUGUUUUUGAAAAUUAUGAACAGGCUCAAAAUAUCACUGAUACUGGUCAGGAUCCUGACACUCACAAUGACAGUGCGGUGAAUAUUUUCCAAAAAUGGGAUCAUUAUUUAUUUGAUGUAUUCCAAAUAUUGAUCCAGGAAACUUGGUGUGUUUGGACAUUGAUAAACAUGGCAUACUGCGGUCUGAUUUUGGUCGGGAAGACUAUACAAAAUAUGGUGUUCGGAGAAUUGAGAGUCAGUGAACAACAGCACAUCCGGGACAAAUUUUGGAACUUUGUGUUUUAUAAGUUCAUCUUCAUCUUCGGAGUGAUGAAUGUUCAAAACAUGGAUGAGGUUGUCAUGUGGUGCGGCUGGUUCUCCGUCUUAGGGUUCCUUCACUUACUCACUCAACUCUGCAAGGACCGCUUUGAAUAUCUCUCAUUCUCGCCGACCACCCCCAAGUGGACCCACAUCCGAGUCCUAGCGUUGCUCGCAGUGAUACUGUUGUCGUGUUCGUUCCUUAUCUUGGUUUGUACUUAUGUUGGCCUGCAGACCGGAUUCAACACGUUUGCGUUCAUGGUCGCUGAGUGUAUCCUGUUAAUCAUCAGCACAACUUACGUCAUAACAAGGUAUGGCACUCAUCUGUGGGAGAUCAGCCUGGAAGGGACAUGGGAAAAUCGCGGAUUCUAUAUUUAUUACACCGAAUUAGUGUUCGAGUUGGCGGCCCUUUUGACGGACUUUGCACACCACCUUCAUAUGCUAAUCUGGGGUAACAUCUUCCUGAGCAUGGCCAGCCUCGUUAUCUGUAUGCAGCUGAGGUACUUGUUCUAUGAAUUCCAAAGAAGAAUCAAACGACAUAAAAAUUAUCUCAGAGUUGUUAAUAGUAUGGAGAAAAGAUUUUCCAUGGCUACAGCUGAAGACCUGGAAGCCGAUGACGAUUGUGCCAUCUGCUGGGAUAAAAUGGAACAAGCCAGGAAACUCCCCUGUGGACAUAUAUUUCAUUAUUCAUGUUUGCGCUCAUGGCUGGAGCAAGAUACGACAUGUCCUACGUGUCGUACGUCUCUGAGUGACCCCCUGGAGGAGGAGACAGCUGGUCCAACGGAGCGGGGUGCUGGGGAUGCUGAUACGGGGCAGCCGGACGGCACUGUCAAUGCCAAUGGCAAUGCCAAUCAAACUUCCAAUCAUUUCUUCCAUUUUGAUGGCUCAAGGUACAUCAGUUGGUUCCCUAGUUUCUCAGUGGAGGUCACGCAUACUCGAUUACUCGCUAACCAACAGCGCCAACCUGUUCCGACCAAUCAGAAUUCACAUUUCGAUCACAUGGCACGGCAGGUGCAGGGCGUAUUCCCCAAUAUGCCCCUGAGCGUCCUGGAAGAGGAUCUGCGAGUUUCGAAUUCUGUCGAGCAGACAAUCGAGAAUAUCCUGGAGGGGAGGGUGAUCGCACCACCGACAAGUGCGUUUACCACCCUCACGACGGACAGGCCUGUUUAUGAAGAUUCAUCCAGCAAUGAGGGAAAUGAAGAGGACAGUGAAUCAACGCAUUCAGAUGAAAGUACCAGUCGCAAUUCAGACAGGUCGCAUCUCAUCAUGAAUAACUUCUAUGAAGAUGAUAAUAUCCCUGAUUUAUCAAAAAGUGAGGAGACAGUGAAUGAAUGCGAUGAGCCAAUGCAAGGUUCUGGCAGUGGAUUCAGAUUCUCCAAGUCGCCAAAAGAAAGGGAAAAUAUGCUGCAAAAACGUAAAGAAGAGAUGCUGGAAGUCGCAAAGAAGAAGUACAUGAUGGCAAAUAAAGAGUUGACGUGCUUUUCGUCAGAUGAGGUGGAAAAUAGUGAUAGCGAGUCGGACUGUGAUAACACAAAUGUUUCCCGGGGAAGUCGUUCUCCCAUUCUCAACCAGAGGGAGCUGGCCUACCGGGCAGCACAGCAGCGAUUGCUAGCCCGGAGAGAUGAUGAAUGAGUCGUUUCUGUCAUAUGAACUUUGGCUUUAAUGCUGUAUACGUAAAACGUUUCACGAGAAAAUAUUAUUUGUUUAAGACAGUAUUUUGCAAAUUCGCGGGGUCAAUCUGAACAAGACGAAAUAAACCAAUCUGAGAGAGCCCAAAAAAUAGCCCAUGAUGCCUACUGCUUAUUGUUCAAACAUCAUUUUUUCCAACACAAUCUCGUUCAUGUGUUAUUGAUGUCAAUAUUACAACAACAACAGUAUCAAAAUCGCUGAGUGUGGCACAAGGGGUGUCUCAGAAUUUGGGACAGUUUUGAUUCGCGAAAAUAUUUGCAUAUACAGCGUUUACUAGUCCUGUCACAGCAGUGCCAGUAUGUAUAUUUCUUUGAUUGCUGAGUUUUUGUUAAGAAGCAAGUAUUUUGUGACAUCAUUGUACAUGUAUAUACCAUAGUUUUCAAAGUUGAGAGGGAGUGCAUUUGAAAAUGUCAUGAAAAUGAAAAAUAGUGCGGUAGCAGAGUAACUCUGAGCCAACGGUCGAUAUGAAUGUCUGUAUUUCUCAAUAGGGCAGCACCUCAUAUGACGUAGCCAAUGUAUAAUAUUUCAACACAACGAGAUCCCUGGUUUGAAUCCCUAAGUCGGUGUGAGACUCUGGGCUGGUCUCUUUGUCUUAACUUGCCUUACUUUACACUUAAGUCGUAGUUCCACCUAUCAUAAAACCCCGUGUUUUUUCAAGACCCGUGUCUUCGCCGUGUGUCAAAAAACCCACGGCGCACUUACACCUAUCAGUUGUGUUAGAUAAUGGUUAAUAGCCCCGGCGACAGGUGCGCUGUAGGUAGGGAGCUCUCCUGUGUUUCUUUCCCGUUGGAGGGGGCGCAAUACCGAGGCAACUACACCGCGCCAUCUGUCGCCGGAUCUUAGAACUUGCAAUUGCCGUGUCUAUUCAGAUUCCACCUAUCAAAAAACCCGUGUUGAACACGAGUCUAAAUUAGCCCCCGAUUAGCCCCAUCGAGCUCGAUGGGGCUAAUAGACACGGGGAUUUGACACACGGGUCUAUUUAGACACGGCAAUUCAUAGGUGUAAGCGCAAAAGACACGGGGAUUUGAUAGGUGGAAGUACGACUUUAGAUGUAUAAAUGGGUCCUGGUCAGAAAUGCCCAUGUUGUACCAUUGAUUGAGCUGCUCAUCUGAGAUCUACUAAGUCAUUUUUAAGUGUAAAGUCAGAUGAUAACCUAGAGCAUAGGUGAUAUCAGACUAUAAUUUUAUUUCGGAGUAUUGACGAUGAUGUGCUGUUUUCAAAUUGAGGAAUGCAAUAGUGUAGGAUAGCCAGUUCUAAAAUGAAGCUGUGAUUGCUUAAGUUUUCAAUGGCAAUAUAUGUGCCCUGUAGUUUGAGACCAUCCAUGAAUAUCAAAAACAUCUUGCUGGUGUCGCUGGAACGGUUUUCACGCUCAUGUUGGCUACAUUGGUAAAAAACUUGGGGGGAAUUUUUUUGUAUAUACUUAAGACUGGUUCCAAUAGGGACAGUGUGGUACUGAGACAUUGUGUCUUGAAUAAGGCAAAACAUUGUGAUAAUUUGGAUGGUCUCCAAAAAAGUAUUAUUUUCUUUUGCAUAUGUUUCUAGAGUGUUUUGUAUUCAUUUUAAAUGUAAGUUACAAAAUUGUAUCAGUGACACCGUGUAAAUGCUAUUUAGCUUGUUCAGGCGUGUCUGAUACCCAUAGGCCUAUUAAAGGUAAGAUGUACAGACCCCCUCGACCCGCUAGAUAGUGUCGACACAGUAUGUAGGACAGAUUGAUGUCAAAUACACAGUGAAAUUGUCAUCUUUUCUAUCAUAUUAAGUAGUAUCAGUUUGAAGUUUGACAGUGAAAUAUUGUUUGAAUGGAAAACUUGUGUAAGAUUCUGUGGCUAUUAAUCAUUUGGAUGCAAAUACUGUAAAACUGUUCAUUUUGACAGCCUAAAGUGGAAACAAAAUCUGAAAAGGAUGUUGUUUGCUUACAUUUAGGCUCACGAUAAUAAAGAGGUUUUUACAAUAGGCUUUUCAUUGAAAUGCUGUUAUGCAAGUUUAGUUUGUGUUCAACUGAGGUCACUGGGUCACAACUACUUACUAAUGAUCCAGGAUGGGGUUCUUGCACAACAGUUGUCACUGCCAUCAAGUAUAGAUAAGAUCUCUAAUCUAAUCCUUACUUGCUGCCGUAAAUUGCACUUGGUUCCUUGAGUGUAACGAUAACAUUAUAUUUAAUUAAAUAAAAUACCUCGAAUUCAAACAAUGCAUCUUUUCCAAACUAUCAUCAUUAGUGUUUAGUGCUUCGCUUAGCUUGGUUCUCAUUUUCAAAAAUUUGCGGAUGGUUAAAUUUGAAAGUUCCAAAAUUCUUCGCAUAAAUGAAAUGACAUGAAACAAUUUAGCAUGAACUUUUGAGCGUGUUCAUUAUUUUAAUUCAUUUGGGUUUAAUUUAUGUAAAUUGUAUGCCUAGCAAAAAAAUUUAUGAUUUUGUCUUUUGAAAAUUGUGAAUUGUAUAGAAUAUCAUCAUAUCUAAAUGCUAAUAUAUAUUUUUGUACUUCAGCUAUGUAUUUCAUCCUGUUUAACAGUGUGUAUUCCUGUUUGUCCAAGACUUCGUGUUUGCCUUUUAAAAUGGACGAGAGGUAACCUACCGGUUUUGUUGUCAAUUUGGGGGUGGGGACUAGUGAAAUAAUGUGCUAUGAUAGUAGUUGUAUUCUUGCUCUAGGAUAUAGCUUGGGGGAAGAUUGGCGUAAAGAAGGGGGGGAGGUAUUAUUUCGCCGUGGUAAACAGAACAUGAUGAGAGAUAAUGGUGGUAUGAUGUUAUGAGAUUCCUUAUUGUAUUCUAUGCUCCCUAUGUUUGAAAAACUGCCUGCUUCAUUAUAAGCUGUACAUGUGUUGUGUCUGGUUGUUCUAACAAUGUCCGUGCGUGGUGUUGGUGUUAUAUCAUAAAGGCCUCGGACAUCAGCUCAGUGCGUGAAACAAGUCUGCAAUUGUUGCAGGUUAGUUUAGUGGUAUGCCAUAUUCAUGUAAACCACCAAAGUACUGUAUACGAACGGCGUAGAUCUUUAAGGUAAUAUUAUCACAAGUGCAACACUCGGCGCAUCGUUAGAACAACCAAUCAUCUAUCUUCAGAUAAUGGCUGCACUUAUUCUUUGAGUUUGGGGCACCCUGCUGUCGAGGGUAUGCAAGAAAUUUCAAAGGAUUAACUUUUUCCCAUCUAAAUCUUUUUCCAUUUGAAUAUCUGGCAUAGAUAGAUUCAUAACCCAAAGAAUGUGUGUUGCCUUAUCUCUUAGUCAUCAGUUUGAUUUGCGGUCAGUGUAUUCAUCUUAUUAUCGUCCGGAAGUGUUACGAAAAUAACACUUGUUUCCUUCAUAUUCUUUAUGAAUAAAUAUGUAAGAUUACA